Molecule: messenger RNA, 1656 nt
Organism: Fusarium sp. VM40
Lineage: Eukaryota; Fungi; Ascomycota; Sordariomycetes; Hypocreales; Nectriaceae
Source: the annotation of a GenBank genome assembly
AUGCCUACCCUUUCCCCAGUCGCAGAUCGGCGCAAAGCGAGGUCUAAAAAUGGCUGUCUUACUUGUCGCAUCCGCAAGGUCAAGUGUGAUGAGCGACGGCCGGUUUGUAAGAGAUGUGAGAACAGUCCCAAUAAGUGCGAAUGGCUUGAGCCCGGGCAGCCUUUGGCUAGGGGUCAGACUUCCAAGGGGGUGUUAAGCCCAAGGAGUUACGGUAGUCCAAAGGCUCUGGUCACUGGCGAAUCGCCAAAUACGAGCGUCAAUAAUGAUAUCGGCUCUGCAAGCCCAGUCAGUCUGAUCUCACCAUCGCGAGACCUCAGCAGCCUUGAAACACCAUUGCCGACUUUCCCAGCAGCCCACAUUGCUUUGGCUGACUCGCUCCAGUUGAGCUCUGAAGACCGGGCGGCGUUCGCUUACAUCCCAUCUUCCAUCAUGGUGUUGAGUUACGGCAAACUAUGGAGCUGGAGCUGCUUCUCAUAUAUAUACACCUACAUCGCUAGCAAGUACCCCGGGGUGAUGAGAAGCUUCAUCGCGGUAGCGAAUAUGGAACUUCGGGCGAAAGAUCUACUGAUAGCCCAGGAUUUAAUGGAUGCGGAUGCUUCGGAAAAGGCAGACCAGCUGGGAGCUGCUGCCGCAGUGCAUUAUACUCAGGCUCUAAAGGAUCUAUCGUCGCUAUUGGAUCAUAUAUGUCAGGAGCCGGAACAAAGUCGUGACAUAGACGCCUUGUUUGUAAUGUGGUUCCUGAUUCUCAGAUACGAGGCUCAUGAUUCAGAGACGACUGGUGCAUCUCUUUUACAUCUGGAAGGGAUUCGGUCAUUUCUAAGACCAUACUUGCAAGAUGAGGGAGAGAAGAGUGAUAGACAACUUCCUUGCGUGGCACAAGCGAUGCUCUUAUAUACUUUGUGGGUCGCCAUACCGGUCAAAUACUAUAUGCUUAUCAAUUCUAGAUACCUGGAUGCAGAUUCAGCAACCGGAAACAUGAACAGUGGACAAUUCUGCCUGGACUUUCUCUCUCGCGACGCUCACGACUAUAUCUCCCACGAACACUUAUUCCUCAGUGUAAGAUCAGCUUUGCCCAAAAUAUGGGGCGAGCAAUAUCCCGUCUCUGAACUUCUCGACGACUUGGAGAACUACCGUCCACUGCGCCUAUAUCAUCUAUGCCAAGGUGCAAAGCUUGAACUUCUGAGACUCGCAAGGUCCGCAAACCACGAUGAGUACGAUUCUAGUAGUCUCAAGAAACUAUGGGUACAUGUUGAGCGGUUUGGUGAUGAAUUCGCGGAUAUUCUCCUCCUAGCUAAAAAGACACCUGGUUCUGGGGGCAAACGCCUCAUGUGGACAGUCUACUCUGCAGCGCUCGAUUUUCACGCUCUCCAGAUCCUUUGCUCAAGUUUGGACGCUUAUGACGAGACCUCUUUCAAGCCAGAACCCUCGCUAUCGUAUAUCUUCACUGUAGCAACAAAGGCCCUUGGGGAGGAUCCACGGCAGAUCUAUCGCUUCAUGUGGUCACUAUCUGUUGCGCUGGGCAAAGGUCGAGGACACAGCAGCCAGUCGUGGUUAUCCUCGCAGCUUUCCCAAGCUCGAGUUUUGAUGCCGAGGUUUGGUGUUCCAGGACUGAUACUAGACCAGUCUGGUGGACUGCAGUUUAGCCAGGACAGCUGA